Molecule: messenger RNA, 324 nt
Organism: Volvox carteri f. nagariensis
Lineage: Eukaryota; Viridiplantae; Chlorophyta; Chlorophyceae; Chlamydomonadales; Volvocaceae
Exons: 2
Cellular component (GO): nucleus
Source: RefSeq, a predicted model, not a curated record
UUGAGGGAGGGUAUCACCAUCACCGACGCCUCCGCACCCGACCAUCCCAUCGUUUACACGAAUAAGGCCUUUCUGUCCAUGACCGGCUACAGCCGCGAGGAGGUCGUGGGUCGCAACUGCCGCUUCCUUCAGGGCCGCGACACGAGCCCGGCUGCCGUACGAACCAUUCGAGAGGCCCUCGCCCGCCACCAGCCGGUUACCGUACAGCUGCUCAAUUACACUCGGGAUGGUACGGCGUUCUGGAACGAGCUGCGGUUGGAGCCGGUAGUUGCGCCGUACUCUGGGAAGCUGCUGGCGUACAUUGGCGUACAGCAUGACGUCACU